This is a messenger RNA of Oryzias latipes (Japanese medaka), 2551 nucleotides long. RefSeq names its product platelet derived growth factor c (gene pdgfc). Gene Ontology annotation, molecular function: growth factor activity; platelet-derived growth factor receptor binding. Gene Ontology annotation, cellular component: membrane. The record is from RefSeq and is a predicted model, not a curated record. Gene Ontology annotation, biological process: positive regulation of MAP kinase activity; positive regulation of phosphatidylinositol 3-kinase/protein kinase B signal transduction; positive regulation of ERK1 and ERK2 cascade. NCBI's taxonomy places the organism in Eukaryota, Metazoa, Chordata, Actinopteri, Beloniformes, Adrianichthyidae.
GCGUUCGCGCCACGACGUUUCAGCCCGUCUCUGGCUCCGGGUUCAGGCUCCAGUCCAGUCUGUAGUGGGUUUCUGGGCACAGACUGGAUCAGGUUGCGGGACUCCAUCGCUGUGUCUUAGUGCGUGAGCUCCGGCUCUAAAGCGUAAAGACAUGCCAGGAUUUAUGGGACGGACAGAAGAACGCACUGUGGGCGCGCACGCAAACCAAAGUGCAUGUUAGCGCUUGUAAUGAUCUGGUACCGUGGAUAAAAUGCGUGCGAAAGGGCGAUUUUCCUUGUAAUGCCAGGACUGAAAGUUUCAGAGCAAACUUCGUUCAGCCCCGAGUCUGAGCUUUGAACAGACAGAGGCAACAGGUGCGCGUGCACUGGCCAGAGGAGACUAGACAGUUGGAGACCGGGAGAGGAUCUGUUCUCAUUCAUCGAGUUAAAAUUUCACUUCUUACUGAUGGACUAAUGAUUAAGAUUAUGCGAGUAGUGCGCAGCGUCUGUCCGCCCCAAAUGUGGCCAAGCGCGCACUGGUGUCCUCCCAACCCCGCGUGCGUGUGCUGAGGCAAAGCCACCCGUCCGCAGCGCUGUGUGAUCGCGAACUACAAGUCAUCCAAAUGAGCCUGUCAUUAAUACUCCUGCUCGCAUCGCUUCUCCAACAGUAUGGCGCGGGAGCUGAGUCCAGUCACGUCAUCAAGUCUCACCUUCCAGGUGUGAAAGAGCUAAACGGAGUUCAAGAUUCCCUUCAGGAAAAGGUCAUAACAGUGUCUGGAGAGGGAACAAUCCACAGCCCAGACUUCCCACACACCUAUCCCAGGAAUAUCGAGUUAGUCUGGAGACUGGUGGCCACUAACAACACGAGGAUCCAACUCACAUUUGAUGACAGGUUUGGGCUGGAGGACCCUGAAGAUGGAAUAUGCAAGUACGACUUCGUAGAGAUCAAGGAUCUGGCUGAGAAGGGGCUCCCAGGUCGCUGGUGUGGGUCGGCGCCGGUGCCAACAAGUAUCAUUUCCAGAGGCAGCCAGAUUGUUAUUCGAUUCCUUUCUGAUGAGUACUUUCCAUCCGAGCCAGGGUUCUGCAUCCACUACUCCCUUCAGUCUAUGAGUACAUCAGAACCUGAGCUCCUUGCGGCUCCUCCCUCCUCCAUGCAGAAUAUGGAGGAGCUCUCAGAGGCUGUGGCUGGGCUGAGCACCGUGGAGGAGGUCAUGAGGUACCUGGAGCCAGAGCAAUGGCAGCUGGACAUGGAGGAGCUGUACAAACCUUCGUGGCAUGUGCUGGGGAAGUCAUUCAUCCACAACAAGAAGCCCCGAGGAGGAGCUGAUCUGAAUUUGCUGAGGGAAGAAGUUCGACUGUACAGCUGCACUCCGCGCAACUUCUCUGUGGUUUUGCGUGAAGAGCUGAAAAGAACAGACGCCAUUUUCUGGCCCAGCUGCCUCCUGGUGAAGCGCUGUGGUGGAAACUGCGCCUGCUGCUCUCAGCGCUGCUUCAGCUGCCAGUGCAGUCCUGCCAGGGUCGCAAAGAAGUUCCACGAGGUUCUGGUGCUGAAGCAUCGAGGGGGUGGGAGAGGCCUGCAGAAGUCCCUGACUGACGUCCCCUUGGAGCACCAUGAGGAGUGUUCCUGUGCGUGCAGAGAAGACUCGGACUGACCUCGGACAUGUGGAACAGCUGCCAAAAACAGGAUCAGAGUACUUCAGGCAUGAACCCCUGCUGCUGUUCUGUACCUCAUCCGCUCCCACUGGGACCUAACAAGAUUCUCCCUUUAUCCUGUUGUCCUUUCACUAAUUGGAUAAAGCAGAACAGACUGGAAUUUAAUAAAUAUUCUGAAUGGUGUGGCCUCUAUGGAAUACCAAUGGUGUGCUUGAAAUGGCAAAAAACUUACCAGAGGAGAAGCAGACUGAAACCUGUGAUCUCCAAAGACUUGCUCCUCUUUAGCAUCUCCGGGAUUAGAACUCUGAAGCUCGUUUUCUUUUGCAGCGCUCUGAUUCUUUUAUUGUAUUUUUUUUUCAGUAGGAUGAGUCUUUGUGGGCUGAUAGUGUCAUGAAACAAGGGAGCCUCUUUCUUCUCUAAAAGGAGUCCUCAGCUUCUCUAUUAAAGCAAGGAAAUGUGCUUUUGUCAAUGGUUCUGCUUUGCUCUUCUCUUGCUCUGCCACAGAUUUAAUCAGUGGUUAACCGCAGCUACGUGAGACUGAAUUACAAUGUAAAUAUUUUUUACAUUUGCUGUUUUUUAUGCAAAAAUCCCCACUUAGGACAGGCUGGACGGUAUGAAUCUGUUGGAGAUCCUUCAGAUAAAUUUCUGCAAGACUCUUGUAAACAUUUUCUAUUAUGCUUUCUUCAGAAAUGCAGUUUUUGCAUCUUCAUUGUUUGUAUCAGGUAUUUAUUUGUUAUUGACAGGGAAUUUAGGUCAAAAUGUUUCGCUCAUCACAAUUGCCACUGUCGUAGUAUUAGUCUGCUUCUUUCGUUUUUAGCAUAUGUUGGGUUUCAUUGUGGAUGUUUUUAAUUUUUCUUUACACCGAAGUUAUUUAUCCGUUUGUGUUUUUUUAAUCUUGAAAUAAAUUCUUUUGUUUCUAA